Molecule: messenger RNA, 786 nt
Organism: Pochonia chlamydosporia 170
Lineage: Eukaryota; Fungi; Ascomycota; Sordariomycetes; Hypocreales; Clavicipitaceae
Product: protein hob3
Exons: 5
Coding region: 1-786 (261 amino acids)
Biological process (GO): actin cortical patch localization; endocytosis; actin filament organization
Cellular component (GO): mating projection tip; Rvs161p-Rvs167p complex; actin cortical patch
Molecular function (GO): protein binding; lipid binding
Source: RefSeq, a predicted model, not a curated record
AUGUCGUGGGCGGGAUUCAAGAAGAAUGUGAAUCGCGCGACGACGCAGGUGAUGAUGAAGACGGGGCAUGUGGAGAAGACGAACGAUCGUGACUAUGAGCUGGAGGAGAGACGAUUCAAAACGAUGGAGGCGGCGUCCUUACGACUUCAAAAGGAGGCAAAGGGUUAUUUGGAUUCACUUCGAGCCAUGACUGCGUCUCAAAUGCGGAUAGCGGAAACGAUCGAUGCCUUUUACGGAGAUUCUGGCGCUAGAGAUGGUGUCAGUAGAAGCUAUAAACAAGCUGUUGAGGACCUUGAUUCCGAAACAAUCAAGGCAUUGGAUGGCCCAUACCGAACCACCGUGCUAGACCCCAUCAACCGAUUCUGCUCGUAUUUCCCGGACAUCAACGAGUGUAUCAAAAAGAGAUCCCACAAACUGUUGGACUACGAUGCCCUUCGAGCAAAGGUGAAGCGACUUGUCGAAAAGCCUGACAAGGACGCGACAAAGCUACCCCGAACAGAGAAGGAGCUCGAAAUGGCCAAGCUUGCUUACGAGCAACUCAACGAACAACUUUUUUCAGAACUACCCCAAUUGAUCGACUUGCGAGUGCCAUAUCUAGAUCCAACUUUCGAAGCACUGGUCAAAAUUCAGCUGAGAUUCUGCGCCGAGGCAUACUCCCGAAUGGCGCAAGUGCAACAGUAUCUAGACGCAGACACAAGAGACUUAUACGCAGAAGGGCAUUUGGAUGCUAGAGUAGAGCAAGUUUUGCAAGAGAUUCGGGAACUCAGUAUCAGCGGAACAGUAUAG